Molecule: messenger RNA, 3943 nt
Organism: Brienomyrus brachyistius
Lineage: Eukaryota; Metazoa; Chordata; Actinopteri; Osteoglossiformes; Mormyridae
Gene: adra2b
Product: adrenoceptor alpha 2B
Exons: 2
Coding region: 663-2153 (496 amino acids)
Biological process (GO): adenylate cyclase-activating adrenergic receptor signaling pathway
Cellular component (GO): membrane
Molecular function (GO): G protein-coupled receptor activity
Source: RefSeq, a predicted model, not a curated record
CUUGCGCGGAGCGGUGCAACUGCCUUCAGGUGUGGCGCGCGCAGGAAGGUGCGGCGCGUACUGAGCGGCACGCGGAGCGCGCUCUAAGGAUAAAAACCCUUGGAUGUGAGGGAAAAGUAAAAGCGCGAAAAAACGGUCCUGAACUCCGCCUGGCUGUGCCGUGAGGAGUGGCACUCAGUGCUUAUCAUGCCCGUGGGAGUCUGUCCGCUUGGUUCCCAAAAAUAAGACAACAGGUGAAUAUUGUCAAUACGUGACCGGCUGCAAGGAUGGAGCAUCUGAACUGAAGGACAAAAAGUCAGCUGUCUGCAACUUUGCCGCUGGAUUUUGUAACUUAUACCUGUCUGGACAAGAAUAUUUCGAAGAGAUGUUUCUUUGGGUUUAAGUAUUUUACCCUGCCUAAUAAGCUAGUACGUUAUUAUUUUUGAACUGUUAUCCAUAUUUUCGCUCUGCAAAAUCUUUUAGGGAAACUUACAUUGACGUAUAUAUAUGUAUAUUUCCAUCCACUAAAAAGAAGAAUUAAUGGACUCGCUGACCAUCUCCGUUCUUGUUUUUCCGAAACUGCGGUGAGUCCUUUUAUCUGGAUAACAGAGAACAUCGUUUUCCCGGUUUGAAAAUGGCUUUGGCAUUAAGAAGGUAGUUCCUGUUUGUCAUACGGCCCCCUCAUGACUGUAUCGGGUGUAGAUGGCCCACGGGGCUCAGAGCAGGACAGCAGGAACAGCAGUGCAGCAGAGCCCUCUUGCUUUGGCAACCAGUCCCUGUACUCCCCCGAGGCCACGGCUGCCUUUGCCACUGUCAUCACGCUGAUGGUGCUCUUCACUAUCGUGGGCAAUAUCCUGGUCAUCAUCGCAGUUCUGACAAGCCGCUCCCUCCGGGGGCCCCAGAACCUGUUCCUAGUGUCCCUGGCCGCGGCGGACAUAUUGGUGGCCACUCUUAUCGUUCCCUUCUCUCUGGCCAAAGAGCUAAUGGGCUGCUGGUACUUUGGCUCCACGUGGUGCAAAAUCUACCUGGCACUGGACGUGCUCUUCUGCACCUCUUCUAUAUUCCAUCUGUGUGCCAUCAGCCUGGACCGCUACCUGUCCAUAUCUCGAGCCAUCACCUACGGCGCCAAGCGCACACCCCGGUGCAUCAAAGGGGCCAUCCUGGUGGUGUGGCUCAUCUCAGCGCUCAUCUCUUUCCCUUCGCUGCUCUUUGUGAAAAAAAUAGACAAGGAGUGUGAGCUCAUUGAAGAGACGUGGUACAUCCUCUACUCCACCGUCGGCUCCUUCUUUGCCCCCUGUCUCAUCAUGAUCCUGGUGUACUUGCGCAUCUACCAGAUAGCCAAGCAGCGCACACGCUGCCCCCCGGGGGAGCAGAGGAAGGAGGGGACGCCUGCGGCCACCACGACACCCCCUCAGGCCCAGCAAAAUGGUACCAAUGAAGGCACGGUUCAGAAAGGUCACACUCACAGGCCACCUAGUCUUGUCGUGACACCCUGUCCAUCUUCAAUGCAAGCCAAGAAGUCUACCAAUGCCCACAACAUGCUGCAGCCCCCCUCGCCCUCUGUCACCCCCACCACCCCCUCCUCCCCAUCAGGUCCUUCCCCUAUACUGAUAUCCUCCUUGUCUUCUGCUCAUCCACUGGAGAAAGUUCCUAAGUCUAAUGGAGGCAAAAAGCUCAAACGAGUGGGCAGAAGGCCGGUCAACAACAACGGUGAGAGUACCAGCUCUGGGUCGGACACCGAUCAGGGGCUGGUGCUCGAGGGCCCACAGGCCGCCGGCUCUGGGAUGCAUUCUCCAGCUUCAGUACAGAAGUACAGGGACACGAUUACCACCUCAAAGGGGGUGAUACUGGCAGGGUGGAGGUCUAAGCCAGAUGGCACCCGUACCUCGGCACGGCGCAAGGCCAUCGUGAACCGCGAGAAGCGCUUCACGUUCGUGCUGGCAGUGGUGAUCGGAGUGUUUGUGGUCUGCUGGUUCCCCUUCUUCUUCUCCUAUAGCCUGCAGGCCAUCUGCCCUGAAGCCUGCAAGGUUCCAGAUCCCGUAUUCAAAUUCUUCUUCUGGAUCGGCUACUGCAACAGCUGCCUCAAUCCUGUCAUCUACACCAUUUUCAAUAAGGACUUUCGCCGGGCCUUCAAGAAGAUCCUCUGCAAAAGCACCAAAGGCACAUUCUUUUGAAGGCCGCUCAGAUCAGCCAUCUUAAGUCACAAGCAUGUCGAGCUCACUCCCCCAAAGACGAUUCCAUUCAGUUCAUUUUAACAGGUGAAUAAAGGAUAUUGGGAAAGUCACGUGCUAAGUAACGACGACCUAAAACUUACCAGCGUGGCUUUAAAUUAUGGGGACUGCUCUGAGUAACAACUAAAACUUUCUUUUAAGUGAUCAAGAGCUCAAUUUGAACAAGGCUUCAGUGACUGAUUGAAUGAACACUGGGCACAAGGAGUGAGCAGCUUUGUGAACUGCACCGAGGAAAGUGCUGCACUUAUAUUAAGUUAAGGAUUUAAUUAGAAACUUAAUGCUACCACAACUUAAUGCGUGACUUCAGCUCGUAAAUGUUACUUAGGUUCUUAUUUUUUAAAGAGCCCUCAGGGAUGUUCAUGGGUUCCUAAAUUUUAUUAAAAUAAAAUAUGACUUAAUUUUUUAAGCUUCUUUUAAAUGUAUCACUGGACCAGAAACAAAUUGAUCCUCUACAUUUAUUUUGAGAAGCUUUAACACAAUCUAUUAGUAGCAGAACUGUAUUUUAAGAGAGAAGUGCAAGAAGAGUUAAGUAUGGUUACAAACAAACAGGUCUGAAUAGUUGGUGUUUUUUUCUGGACAUUUUUAUAUAUAUAUAAAAUAUAUCUGUGUGUUUGUGUGUAUGGCACUUCCAGACUGCAGUACGCCUGACACCUUAUGGAUCAUUUUCCUGGUGUGAAAUUUAACAUCUCACAUCGCGAGAGUAAAAUUGCAGAUUCACACUGUCUGUUUGCUGAUGGACAUGGUGACGUCUUAAAGGAUGAGCAAGUACUCCUGGAUUUAAAGUUCGCCUGCCUGGAUGCUUGCAAGUUCUGAGAAAGACAAACAAUGUUCUGUGAUGUUCUCACAUGGAUUUUUAUCUCUUUCUGGAAUCGUUUUCUGUGUUCUGGGGGUGAGUGGAGGACUGUUCUGCACUAUGGUAAGGUGCUCGUAAAGUGUGCUUUUCUCACUAUCAGGACAGUCUGAAUGGUAGUUUGAAGGUCUGGCUGAAUGUAGCAGCCUUGUAGAAACAGAGCUGGCGUCAGAGCCUGCAGUUCCUUGUUUACGUUUGUGCGCCAGUCGUCUGGGUCUUUGGACGUGUACGCGCCUCUCACAACGCAUGUGAAAGAGUCAGCGCACCUGCUCUUACUCCCUCCAAAGCAGGGCCUAGGAAAUGUGUGUGAGUAAUUGGCUUACCUUCACUAUCACUGAUAAUAUUGGUGUGUGUGGUUCUGGAAGAUUAGUCAUGAUAUGCAUUCUGUUCUACCACAAUUCCCAUCUGGGACAGUGUUCCCUGCUUCAGGAAGGCAGGAUGUGUUGACAAUGAGAUGUGACUAUUGGGAUGUGACCAGUACAUGUUCUGUAUUAUUUAUUUGUUCAGUUGGUGUUUGUCUCUAUUUUCAGUAUCUUGUAUUAUUUUCUUCAAGUAUACCUAUUUCUGAAAUGAAACAAAGAUGGCAUGUAUUUAAUAACUGAAAACCAAUUGAUCAAGAAAAAAUUAUAUCUCCAGUGGAUGUUUUGAUUUUUAUAUAAUGGAAUGGGUACAGCCUUGAUGGACUGUCAGAGCUGAGUUCUUGUCAGGAUUUUUUUUUCCCCUGGGACAGAGCAAAGACACAAUUUAUAUCACAGCUGUGCUCGACUCUCAUUCCCUGCACUAUUCCUGUAGGUUAUUUUUCUUUGUUUGGUUUUGUUUCUCUGGAGUACAAAAUAAUGGUGGCUUGUUUCCUCUACUUCAAAAUAAAGCAAUUAAAAUGAAA